AUGGCGUCCACCACCUUCAGCGGAGACGAUACCCUUCUUCGGCUUCCUCGGCGCCGCCACUUCCCUAGUCUUCUCCUGUCUGGGAGCGGCAUAUGGGACGGCAAAGAGCGGUGUCGGGUGGCGUCGAUAGGAGUGAUGAGGCCGGAGCUGGUGAUGAAGUCGAUUGUGCCGUAUUGGGGUAAUCCUAAGGCCAAGUCUUAUUAUCUUUUGGACGGCUAUGAGAGUCUUGUUUGCGGCCUCGUCGGUCUCUCUGCUAGAAUGGCUAUCAAGAUCGUUGUGUAUGAACGUCCUUCUUCUUUGCUAGCAGCGGCUUCGCCGCUGAGCUCGUCGGACUGA
This is a messenger RNA of Argentina anserina (silverweed cinquefoil), 336 nucleotides long. RefSeq names its product V-type proton ATPase subunit c4-like. Bases 1 to 336 code for a protein of 111 amino acids. NCBI's taxonomy places the organism in Eukaryota, Viridiplantae, Streptophyta, Magnoliopsida, Rosales, Rosaceae. The transcript is spliced from 3 exons. The record is from RefSeq and is a predicted model, not a curated record.